This is a messenger RNA of Pseudocercospora fijiensis CIRAD86, 2154 nucleotides long. RefSeq lists its product as uncharacterized. The coding region runs from base 1 to 2154 and encodes 717 amino acids. The record is from RefSeq and is a predicted model, not a curated record. The transcript is spliced from 16 exons. NCBI's taxonomy places the organism in Eukaryota, Fungi, Ascomycota, Dothideomycetes, Mycosphaerellales, Mycosphaerellaceae.
AUGCUUGCACUGACAUAUUACCUAACUGAACCACAACAUUCUGGAAAAGCAUUCUGGAAGCAGCAAGCCUUCCCGAACAGAGCGGGCCGACGGCUUGGAGCGAAACCCAUAGUCAACUUCCAAAACUUCACGUUACAGCUUUUUUCGCCUCGCCGUAGAUACAAGCUCUUGAGCGACGACAUUGAGUAUACUGGCAGUAAAGGCCUCGGAGUCCUUGGCAAUACUCUCGCAAGUUCCGAAAUCUGGACGGAGACCGGAUUUCUUGUCCAUGUAAAUCCACUUGCUGGACGUGGAAACUGUCCACCUUCAAUCGUUGUCUCCUGGGCCUCUGUUACAGAAAAAGAUACAAGCGGCUAUGGCGGCGGCGGCCGAGAAAAGGCCGAAGCUGGGCCAGAGGAUCAUUGGCAGUGCAAAAGGAUUGGCGCAGAAUUCAAGAGUCGUGAUCCGUUGGGUGUUGGGAAGCGAGUCGCGGCGCCUGCGAGAAGAGGCCUCACAGCCUCAGACUUCUCAGACGAUGUAUUAAGGAGCUCAAGUUCAGCUGCCAAGGUGGAAUGUUUUCGCAGCGUCGUGGAAGCUGAACUAUCCUCUGUCGAGCAAGACUUCAGAAACUUCAUGUCAGGUCAGAACUUCCAAUCAUUUGAGAGCACUCAAUGGCCAAGUCAAAAUUUGGAAGAAAUUGGCUUCAAGCAUCGUAAACUAAGUCGACAGACUCGGAAGGGCGUUGAUGGACCAGUAAAUCGCGAGAGUGACGCCGAUAUUGAGCACCCGGAGCCAGUAUGGGAACGUUCAAGUCAGGGAGAAGUGGUAUAUCAAGAAGAUGGCAGACCGGAGUGGAAGUGGAGACACGAGUGGCGAAAGCUGAGAAAGCAACAUCAAGAGCAGAAUCAUCACCUCUUAGAGCAACGGACGGCAAAACCUUGGGAGAAACAUGCGUCAGAGCAAAUGGACGACUUCGAUCUACAUCAAUCAGUCGCACUGGCAAGACUAAGACAAAUCCGACGACACUUGGUCAUUCCCGAAAACCAACAACGUGACCUACCGACUUGGAAAGAAGACUGGGAAAAGCACUUGGAACGCUGCGAUUUCAGUAUCGACCGGGAAAUGGACAACUAUUCACCACCUUUAGAAGAAGCCCAUCGACCUCUGGAACAAGAGCACUACUACUUCCACUGCCCAUACCGAGAAUGCCACCAUCGACUCUUACGCCAGAACGAGAAUCUCUCUUUAGCAUUCCGACAUCGAGUCUGUGUCCACGACGGCUGUGGCUACGUCUCACAAACCGUUGACGAAUGGCUCAAACACAAGGCCCUUCCGAGCACAGUUCCAAGACGUGGUAUCAUGGCAAUCCUCGUGGAGCUUCUACUACUACUACAAUAUAGUACGGCCAUCACCGCCAAAUCUUUCCCGCUUUCAUGUCCCGGGUCGAGGUUGGAGAUCCAGACUGCUCCUGCUCCUGCUUCUAGGCAAGAAUUUGGGGGCUUGAUGAUGAUGAUGGGUGAUGGGCUGCGUAAGAAUUAUGUGAGAUGGUCUACGGAGAUGGAUGUUGAUGAGGAGCGGGGAAUGAUUGGUUUCUGUCUGCUACGGAGAGUACUGUAUCCUUUAUUAUGUAUGUCAACGGACGUGGUGGAGAUGGAUGCUGACAAGGCACGUACACCGUUUUGUAGGACGAUGGCAAGAUCGCUCCUUAGCGACGCACAGCCCGCGCUUGAUGAUGGUGUCCUUGACCAGCUGGACGAAUAUGUAUCUGAUCGCUGCGGGCGGGCGUACUUCGUGCACUGUCAUCUCGCACAGAUCAAUGGGGCUACCGAAUACCUUUCGCCAUUCACCGAUUGCGUAAAGGAAGACUAUCUCCUUCCUGGGCAGACACUAGCAGCAAUUGUGAAGACCAAUGAAAUAGAGGAAGAGCUACAAGUCGGCACCUCGCAUUUAAGAAGAUCGAAACACGAAGGACUGAAAUCGCUUGCAUGUGCUUCAUUAUUGGACAAGUCUUAUCUGGAUCCAAACUUUGCAUAUAAUUCAUCCUAUUUCUUCGAACAGCUCUUCUCAGUUUCGCCUGAUUUCUCUAAUCGAUUCGAAUCAAGUACUGUAUUCGACAUGGGGAUGCACUGCUCUGUAGUCCUAUCUCGAGACCAGACUAGAGAUAGGAUUAUUUGA